Parathielavia appendiculata is the source of this 1755-nucleotide messenger RNA. RefSeq names its product methionine synthase-like protein. NCBI's taxonomy places the organism in Eukaryota, Fungi, Ascomycota, Sordariomycetes, Sordariales, Chaetomiaceae. Gene Ontology annotation, molecular function: 5-methyltetrahydropteroyltriglutamate-homocysteine S-methyltransferase activity; zinc ion binding. The record is from RefSeq and is a predicted model, not a curated record. The coding region runs from base 451 to 1599 and encodes 382 amino acids. The transcript has a single exon.
GUGGAUUUCCUGCGUCGCCAAUGGACCUGGGCGACAUCUACUCGUGGUUUCUCUGAGGAGACACCAUGGCAGCCGGCUGAAUCUCGAUCUGUCAGCCGUUGGCCUGCCGUAUAUAGCUAUUGCGGCGAGUCCACUGCCCUUGUUGUACAAUACAAGUACCACCCUCCCUCCAUGGGCUACACAAACCACACCAACAAUACAACUGACUUUAAAUCAUUGGAACCGUAACUAUUCGCACACAGAUCUGUUUGUGCCUCGUUGCACGUGUCCUACGACCGCGCAGUACGAAGGGUCGCGAAGGACCGAAUCGUCCGGCCCGCCCACGCGCCGUCCCUCCCGCUCCGCGUCUCACCAGGAGAGCCUUCACGAUCGUGAGACCUUCCGAACCAGGCAGCCCAGGCCGAACCGCAACCCCGUACCGCAAUCCAAGACACAGACGUAGCGACCAACAUGCCUCUCCCUGCCGGCGUCUACCGCGCCGACCACGUCGGCUCCUUCCUCCGCCCCGCCGAGAUUCUCCGGGCGCGCGAGACCCUCGACACUCCGACGCCGAUCGCCGCCGCCGACCUCCGCAAGCUUGAAGACGAGCACAUUUCCUCGGUUGUGCAGAAGCAGAUCGCCAACGGCCUGCAGUCGGUCACGGACGGCGAGUUCCGCCGCGCCUGGUUCCACAUCGAUUUCCUGCAGCACCUGGCCGGCGUUGAGCGCCACGGCAGCCUGUCGUCGACCAAUGUCACGUCGCACGGCGUGACCCCGCCCAAGCUUGUCGUCGUCGGCAAGCUGGGACAUCCCCAGGCGAUCCAAGUCGAGGAUUACAAGUUUGUGGAGGGUGUGCGGGCGCAGCUCAAGGCCGGCAAGGAAACGACCACCAAGGUGUGCAUCCCGAGCCCGACCAUGGUGCACUUUCGAGCAGGCAGGGAACAUAUCUCGACCGAGGCGUACCCCACGCUCGACGGCUUCUUUGACGAUCUAGUGAAGGCUUACCAGGCCGAGAUCGCCGAUCUGUACGCCUCCGGCUGCCGGUUUGUCCAGCUGGAUGAUACCAACCUUGCCUAUCUCUGCGAUGAGGGCAUGAGAGCCGAGGCGGCGAAGAGGCAUGGCGAGGACCCGCAGGCGUUGACCAAGCGAUAUGCGGCGCUGAUCAACGCCGCCAUCAGCCAGCGGCCCAAGGACAUGGUGACUGGCAUCCACCUCUGCCGCGGGAACUACCGUUCACAGUUCUUCGCUGCGGGUGGCUAUGAGCCAGUGGCCGAGGUGCUGUUCAAGGAGUUGGACGUGGACGUCUACUUCCUCGAGUACGAUGACGAACGGUCCGGUGACUUCUCGCCUCUGCGGUUUUUGCCCGAGAACAAGAUUGUGGUGUUGGGCGUAAUGUCCAGCAAGAAGGCCGAGCUGGACGACAAGGAGAACAUCAUCAGGCGGUUGAACGAGGCCGCCAAGUUCUGCCCCCGCGGCCUGGACCAGCUGUGCCUGUCUCACCAGUGUGGUUUCAGCUCGACGAUGGAAGGGAAUCAACUCACCGAGGAGGAGCAAUGGAGUAAGGUUCGGCUAGAGGUCGAGAUUGCCAAGCAGGUUUGGGGUGAGGAUCUGUCGGCUUAGGUGUGGCUCGUCAAGCACUGGAGAGUCGGCGGCGUUCAACAUGGAUACCCGUUGCUUUUCAACAGCAAGCAACAUUGAAACCUUUUGCAUAUGGCGGUCGAGGCAGCAUGUUGUGGGUAGCAGGUGCAUGGCUCGGCGGGGUUUGGAAAAUGCGGG